Messenger RNA from Pogonomyrmex barbatus (red harvester ant), 1232 nucleotides. RefSeq names its product TP53 regulating kinase (gene Prpk). The record is from RefSeq and is a predicted model, not a curated record. Gene Ontology annotation, molecular function: protein serine/threonine kinase activity; ATP binding. Gene Ontology annotation, cellular component: cytosol; nucleus; EKC/KEOPS complex. NCBI's taxonomy places the organism in Eukaryota, Metazoa, Arthropoda, Insecta, Hymenoptera, Formicidae. Gene Ontology annotation, biological process: protein phosphorylation.
UGUAUCCCCAAUAAUAAUGAAAGACUCGGAAUUGAUAGCGCAAGGCGCGGAAGCGCGUCUCUAUAAGGGUAUCUAUCUAGGAAAAACUUGUCUGAUGAAGGAGAGGUUCGUGAAGAAUUAUCGACAUCCGGAACUGGACGCGCGUCUCACCAAGGAUCGCAUUAAGGCCGAGGCUCGCGCCAUUAUCCGGGCAAAAUCCGCAGGGAUAGCAACGCCGGCCUUGUAUCUAGUUGAUUUGGAGCGACGCAGUAUCUAUAUGGAGUAUAUGGAAAAUGGUACGAUACUGAAAGACUUCAUAGACAAAAAUAUCUCGGGGAAGUCAAACGUAGAUCACCUGCUGGAUUUCAUAGGACGCGGAUUGGGUAUGCUGAUAGCUAGGCUGCACUCGAAGCAUAUUAUUCAUGGCGAUCUGACCACGUCAAACGUAUUGCUCAAAAAAGACUCGAAUGAUUCGUUCUACAGUGACCAAUCCGAAGCUGAGAUGCAAUUUAUAAUGAUAGAUUUUGGAUUGGCUCGAGUGGAUUCUACGCUAGAAGACAAAGCCGUCGAUCUGUACGUUCUCGAACGAUCGUUGCUCAGCGCGCAUUCCGAAGUGCCGACAUUGUUCGCCCGUAUUUUUCAUUGCUAUCAACAGCAUUAUCAAAAUAAAAAUCAAUGUGAUCAGAUACUUGCUAAAUAUAAACAGGUACAGGAACGAGGACGUAAGCGUUUGAUGAUUGGCUAAAAAAGCAAAAGUAUUUCUAAAGAUUAUUUUUUUAAAUCUUAUAAAAUACUUAAAACUUAAAUACUUUAAAAAAUAUUUUUGCAUUUAAUUGCAAAUAACUCUCAGUACUUUUUAUGCUGAUAAAUGUCAAGUUAUAAAUAGCAAGUGAAUAAGAACAAAGUCAAUCAUGUGACAGAUUAUAAGUGUGCAGAGUAGUCGUUUAGAAUUAAGAUGGUUUGAGAAGGUAAGGAGAUCCUGUUUUUAUGUAGAUAAAUCAUAUUUAUAUGUAACAAUAUGUAACAAUAUACGAGAUGUCAGUAUACAAUAUCUAUUGCGAGGAAAUGACUAUUGCAUACAUAUAAUGAAUUUGGCAGCGGCGAUGAUCCAUAUGAAAAAGCUAUUGCUUUUUAUUCAUAAUUUGUUAUGUAAAUUAAUCAAAAUGCAAUCCUGAGUAUAUAAUAAUCCAGGUUACCUAUCAACAAAUGUAUGGUUUAUGAGAUAGAAAAAAAGAAAGGUUAAAGAAAGGAAA